Malaya genurostris is the source of this 7294-nucleotide messenger RNA. RefSeq lists its product as uncharacterized. The record is from RefSeq and is a predicted model, not a curated record. NCBI's taxonomy places the organism in Eukaryota, Metazoa, Arthropoda, Insecta, Diptera, Culicidae. The transcript is spliced from 2 exons. The coding region runs from base 1501 to 2505 and encodes 334 amino acids.
UCAUAAUGCGACACUGGUGAUUGUAUCAACAGACUAUGCAGUUGCUGUUUGUUGUUGCCCUAGAAAACGGUGUAGCAGUUUCAUGCGACCAAGAACACAGACAACAAAGAAAAAGAUUGGAGAAAAGAACAUAAUUUGUAGUCAGCCUUCACCUUGCGAUUGCAACAUCUUUAGAUCUUUAACCUAAGCAGAUUCUGUAAUGCUUGUUUCGUCAUUUCCGGAUACUAAAUAUAUUGUUUCAUAUUGAAGAAUAACUUAUGAAAAGUAUUAUUUAAUUGUACACGGCGACUAUUUACGUUCAUCUUAUCAGUUCACAUCGAGACAUUGAAAGAUAACGAUUCAAUCGUCAAACCAUCACAAAGCAGUGCACUUGUGAUGACAUUACACGCUUUAAUUUGAUUCAAACUCGUCGGCUAGAUUCGCGUGUGAAGCCUGAGACAGUUGAAACAUAACUUUUGCUGCACCAAAUUGAUUUCGUUCUAGAAUAUUACAGCGUCGUUGACAUUUUCAAUUUCCAUAGUGUCUACAUAUAGAUUUUUGAUUAUGAAGGAAAUGUCGCUUAUAUGUAAAAUGAAAAGAAGAGGCCAUAAGUGACAGCCCUGAGGUACGUCAGAUGUUACACAUAUUUUGGAAGCGAACUACUUCUACACGAUUCGUGAAGUAUGAUUUGAGCCAUUCCAGAAGCCUAUGUUCCAAAUUGACUGUCCAAGAAAGUAUGGACGCACUUUGAUUUCGCUGUAAAUAAUUCACAAGUGUUAGAUAUUCAAAUUUUAUUCAAUAUACUGAUAAUAUUAGACUACAACAACAGAAUAUUAUUCUCAACAUGUACUACUUAGCUAUUGUAGACUAGCUGGCGCACCUUCUUGCAAACGUUCCUCAUUAAAUUCCGUACAGACUUCUUGGCGACAAGUUUUGACACUUUUUUCCAAUCUUUUUCGAACUGUUGAUUCCCAAAAUUCCUCAAUUGGUCGAAGUUGUGGGCAAUUUGGUGGAUUCAUGUCUUUUGGGACGAAAGUGACAUUUUUGGUAGUAUACCAUUCUACCGUUGAUUUCGAGUAGUGGCAAGAAGCAAGAUCUGGCCAGAAGACAACAGGAUCCUUGUGGCUUCGAAUCAUGGGUAGAAGUCGUUUUUGUAAACAUUCCUUGAUGUAUAUUUCGCUUGUUCAUUGAAGCAGUGGUGAUGAAGAGUUUCGAAAUCUUACCGCAGCUACAAAUUGCUUGCCAGACCAUAGCUUUCUUACCAAAUUUAUCGACUUCAAUCGAUGUCUCGGACUGGUUUAACACUUGCCCUUCUCGCACCGUAUAAUAUUGUGGUCCCGACAAGGAUUUAUAAUCGAGUUUCACGUAGGUUUCGUCGUCCAUGAUUAUGCAGUUCAAAUUUCCAGCAAGAAUCAUAUUGUACAGUUGGCUCGCAUCCCAUAAGACGCAGUCGACAAUUGCUUACGGUCGAGACGAUAAAAACAAAGACAAUACAGUGUAGUGAACAAUAGAGUGUACGAAAUGGGCAAAUACGCUUUAACAAAGCCUGAAAGUUGGCCUACAAGGCCAAAUUCAAUUUGUAUUGAUUUCAAGCGCUGCAAAGUUAGACCAGCAGCAACCGAAAUUGAAACCUUGCUUAAGGAACGAAUGCAUCUAAACGUUAAUGAUGUAAGUGAGAUUCAAUUCAACAAGGCGUCUAACUGUGUGUACAUUAUGUUCAAACGUGAAAAAGAUGCUAUUGCAUUUGCUUCGGUUAAUAACGGAAUGCACAGUAUUGAUCAUGACAAUGUUGAAUAUAAAAUCCCUGUGUACAUGGUGGACAAUGCCAUAGAAGUACGCGUGCAUGACCUUCCCCCGCAGACCAGCGAUGGGUAUGUUCGGAAGAGUAUGUCGCAGUACGGUGAAGUUCUUUCCAUCGAAAGGGAAGUAUGGCGGAAUUUUUUUCCGGGUAUCCGGAAUGGCGUGCGAGUGGUACGUAUGCAACUACGUAAAGCAAUUCCAUCUUACAUCAUUUGUGAUCAAGACGGGAUACAUCCGUGUAAAACGCUGAUUACAUAUGAAAAUCAACUGGUUACGUGUCAGUUUUGUGAACAACCUGCACACUACGGCAAACCUUGCACUGAAACUGCAAAAAGGACAUCUUCAAACAAAAAUAAGGACAACCGCCCAACAACGGAAACUAGUGAGCGCAGUACUCCUGUUGUACCAUCAAACCCACCUGCAAUUAAUGCACAACAAGGCGCGUCUACAGCAACUAACAACCAACCCAAGAAUGCGAAUUACAAGGAAAACGAAGAAAAAACGGAAACCAACAACGAUACCACCGAUGCGGGAAUGGAGAACGAGACGAGCGACGAACAAAGUGCCCCUCACUCAUCGCAAGAUAAAAAUGGAAGCUCCUCUCCCCCUAGAAAAAGGGUGCCAACGAGAUCCAACGAUAAAAAAUUAUUUUAUCUAAUAAAAAAAUGGCUCAUUCGGCCACGUAAAGCUUGUACGCAAAUUGGCCUGAAUAAAAAAAUUUUAUAAAAAAAAAAAUAUUGUACAGUUUUCGAACCCUAGGUCUGAUCGAUGCUUCUUGUUUCAGACUACGUUUUGGUUGUUUCGGUUUCUUAUAGGUUUGAAAUUCAAACGUUCUUUAGCACGAAGAACAUUUGACUUCGAAGUGCUCACUUUUUUGGCCACAUCCCGAACUGAAACCUCCUUGUUUUGCUCGAACGCCUUCAGUAUACGUUUAUCCAACUGAGGGUUAGCAGGACCUUUUUUCCGACUCGUUUUCGGUUUAUCCUCAAAGGUGUUAUCCUCACCGAACUUCCUGAUUGCAUUUCGUACAGCUUUUUCACCUACUCCUUCCUUUUUUGCUGUCUUUCUCAGUGACAGUCCGCGUUCUGUGCACCAUUUGUACACAAUUUUUCGACGUUGUUCUGCUGAAAGUCCACGCAUUUCGAAACAAACUAAUGAAAACGAAUAAACAACUGCACAAGUGGUUAGAGAAGAGUGUAAACUACAGGAAACAGCCAUAAAAAGGACAGAUUCUGAACCAUUGCGAAAUGGCAGCGGUUUUUGGUUGCGUCCAUACUUUCUGGGACAGUCUAUAUUUGUGUCAUAUAUUUGUAGUUUAUAUAGAAGUAAUGGUAUGCCAAUACUAUCGAAAGUCAGUGUAAAGAGUUUCUACGUGGUUGCAGAGUCCAUUGUAUUCAAAGCGAACGCCACCAAUUCUAGAAGAUUUUCACAGUAAACGCGUUUGCAAAAAAUCAGUAGUGAUCUUUUCUUUAUUGAGUUCACAAUUCACUGAUUGAAAGUCAAGUAGUACCCAAAAUAUGACACUAAUUAGAUGACUACUGUGAUACGAUAUAAGUGCAACUAAACACUUUUUUACAACACAACAAUAACAUAAUAUUACCCAUCGGCUGCCGAUAAAAAAAACUCUUCGACUUUUAAAUUCUCUUCUCCGGAUUGAAAAUUUUGAGAUUUUCAGUAUAGGUCCGAAAUUCUAUAACUAUAUACUGUGCGCAUCAAAAUGGUUUGAACGUAGCUUAACAUAUUGUUAACAACAACGCCACCAAAGCAAAAUACGUUGGUUUCAGGUACCAGCUUCUAUAGCAGGGUGGGUAAAGCGUUUCAAUCGUGUUUCAAAAAUAUACGAAAAAUAAAAUCUACCCAUUAAUUUACUUAUACUUUUGCCUUAUGGAAACAACUUAAGGCUACCUACCCGGUGAACGAACGUAUCUAGGUUGAAGCAGGGAAUAAAUAAACGAUAUAAAAUAACAAUAAGAACCACUUUACCUAAAAUUAGGUCAUUGAACGGAACCCCGCAGUAAAGUGAAAAAUGAAAUUUUACCAUCUGUGUAGCGUACAGAGGUUUCAAAUUUGACAGUUGGGUCAGUAACCAUGAACCAGUUGGCUCAGUAAAAAUGUAAUUUUAUUGAUCCUUUGUUAAUAAGCGUCGACUAAGGAGUGUCUCGAAAAUAAGCUAUCCCCAAAUUUUUCUUUUAAAUUAUGAUAAAAAACGAUAUUUUAUUUAAACUAAAAAUUGAUCUGUUAUUGUACGAGGUUGAACUUGAGCAUAAUGAAAACCGGAUGAAAUUUAAGUUAUUCCUUCACGAAUUUUCGAUCUUUUGAUCGAACGCUCUUCAUCAAGUUCCGGACAAGUGUUGCAUCGUAUUUUUUGGACGGUUGAGCCCAAUUUUUUUGAACUGCAUGUUCCCAGCUGCCUUACCAGUCUUCUUGGAGACCCUCUUUACGAUUGCCCAGUAACGUUCGAUGGGUCGAAGCUGAGUGCAAUUUGGUGAAUUGAUAUUUUUUUUCUCAACGAAAUUUAUACCCUUUUCCGCAAGCCAACUGAGAGUGGUUUUGGCAUAGUGAGCCGACGGUAAAUCCAGCCAAAACAGUGGAUAUGUACAAUGCUUCUUAUAUAAAGGCAGCAAUCGCUUCUGGAGACACUCAGAUAGAUAGAUUUCUGCAUUUAUAGUUCCGGUAGUGUAAAAAAUGGUUGACUUCACAUCCUCCCCAACGACAAUAGUAAAAUUUUGUGGACCUGGAAGGGUUUUUGAGUCCUCCUUUACAUAAAGCUUGCUUCAGAUAGAAUAGGAACAAAGACAAUUGCCUGUAUUUCAGUUAUUUAUUAUUGAAUUCAAGAUCUUUUUUUAUACAAAUGUAGCGUUUUCUUCAUACUUUUAAGAAAAAAUACGGAUAAAAUUAUUCGUUACGGUUUCGAAGGAAUUCUCGAAUUUUUCCUGUAAUUCUGGCUCAUUAGGAGGCGCACACCUUCUUCGUCCAUCGUUUUAGCUAUCUUGUUCCACCAGGUCGUCAUCUGAUUGAUGUAUUUGACAACCUUUUCCUUUGCCUUGAGUCUCCUUAUCAUGAUUGCCCAGUAUUUCUCAAUAGGGCGGGACUGGGAGCAGUUGGGUGGGUUAAGGUUUUUCGGAACAAACUGGACCCCUUUCUCUGCAUACCAUUCUUGAACGACUUUGCUGUAAUGACAGCUUGCCAAAUCUGGCCAAAACAUUACGGGAUGGUCGUGGGAUCGAUGAGCGGCAAAAUUCGUUUUUGGAGACACUCUUUUUAAUAUAGUUCCGAUGUCAUUGUCUUAUUUGUAACGAAAACUUUCGUUAUUUGCCACAGCUGCGAAAGCCCUGCCAAAUCAUAAAUUUUCUUGCAAAUUUGUCGGCAAAAACAAAUUUAUAUUUGGCUGGAACAUCCUCCCGAGCCGUUGCCAAGUAAAAUUUUUGACCUGGGAUUUGCCCGAAGUCAGCCUUGACAUAGGUUUCAUCGUCCAUCAGAAGACACCCGUCGAACUUAGUCAGCACCUGGUCAGAUAGUUUCCGAGCACGAAUUUUGACCACACUAUUCUGUUUUAUGGUUCGAUUUGGCUGUUUGCUAGCUCGACACGACUUGAUUCCUUCCCGGAGUCGAGUUCUCCUCACGGUACUCUGGGCAGCACCGAAUUUUCUGGCCAAAUCACGGUCCGACAGAUUAGGAUUCCUCUUAAUCGUCUUCAAAUUCUUACCACGCAAUUUCCGGUCGACAAUUCCACUCCGACGAUUGGCUUGAGGCUUCCGAAUCGUCGUCAAUGUUUCUUAUACCGUUUGAUAACGCGCCAUGCGGUAUUUCUGGGCAAUUUCAGCUGUUUAGCUAGCCUAGCUGCAAACCACAAUGGAUUUUACAAAUAACUGUGCACAAUUUUUUCCUUCUUUCGGCUUCCAUGUUGAUUUCUUACAAAGUACAGUCGAUUUGCGGAAUGUCAAAAAUCAUACGUGAAGCUGACAAAAUUCCCGACACGUUUGCGCCAAGAACUUCCAAAUCCGUCUACCAGGAGCGCCACAAUAUGAUCUAAAGUUUGUUCCAAUUCUAAAUUAAGCAAGCUUUAAGUCUCAUCGUCUAUCGAAACGCAUGCAUCCGGACACUGCAAAAGACGCGAUCACAACUUCCGGGCCCUUGUUCCCGCUCUUUUCUUCUGUUCUACACUUCGUUUCGAGAUUUUCUGCUUCUUGUAGGUCUUCAGGUGAUUUCGCCUCUUGAUACGCUGAAUCAUUGCGACACUCGUUUCUAUUUUUUUGGUUUAAUCACUUUUUGACAUUGAUUGGUUCUUCAUGAACAGAGAUACCACUUUCUGGUCCAGUUUCGGGUUUUCUGCCUAUUCCUGGUAGCUCAUCCAAAGAAUAGUGUUCCCCAAACUUAUUAAUGAUGGUUUUAACACUGGAAUGAUGAAUUCUAAACCGAUACGCCAAUUUUCGCGUAGUAAUACCCUUCUAACUUAGCCUUGUGUCUAGAACUUUCAAUACGCGACAUUUUGAAAUUGCAGAAUUUUAACCGCACAAACAAGUGAACAAACAAAAGCUGACAGCCAAACGCACAGCAUGCUGUGAUCUGAGCAUAAAAAACCAUCACAAAUACAUGCGUACAAGACAAAUGUAUGUGGAUAGCUUAUUUUCGAUACACUCCUUAGUUUAUUUAUUUAUUUAUUUAUUUAUUUAUGGAGCAAGGGAAAAGCCCGAUGGAGAUGAAAUUUGGUAAUCUCUCUCUCCAGCAGGCAUAAAACCUUCUCAUUAUUUGUAUCAACAGAUUACAAUGAUCCAACAGAUACAUUUGGACUUAUUACUAACAAUUGAAACUAACAAUUAAAACUAACAAUUAAAACUAAAUCUAUAACCCUAUAACUAAUUGAUGACGCUAAGCCUUACAUGGCAGUAAUAGUACUCUUGCUUAAAAGUGAGUGAGAAGAGAGAGAGAAGAGAGUGGGAAUAUAUGCAAGGGUGGGAAUAUAUAAAAGGGUUUGUGGAGAAGGUGGUAGACGAGCGUGGGCUAGCAACUGUGUUAGAAUCGGCAUGAAGAUCUAAUUAGUGACCAAAAAGAUGGUGGAAGGCAGAGAAAACGACGGGUUUAGAAUCGGCAUGUAGAUCUAAUUAGUGAUCGAAGAAAGCAUGGUGGAAGACAGAGAGAAAGAAGAAAUGACGACCGGGUUAUUUUCGGCGGGCGAAUCUAGUUAGUUUCCAAUGGAGAAUGAUGGAGAGGAGUAGGGUUGAACGAAAAUACAAUAAUGUAUGUAUGCAUGUAUGUGGGGCAGGGAAAAGCCCACUGGAGUUGAGCAUUUUUAAACCUCUGCCUCCAGUAGGCAUAAAACUUCCUCAUCUUUGUACCAAUCUUUGAUUCUAAAACUAACAUGAUAAGUGACUAAGAAGCAACCGUUUCAUUACAUUUCGAGAUACAUGAAAAUCGAAGACAUUAUAUAAGUUAACGAAUAAACGACACAUACUAGUAAACGGUUCAUUGAAUCCAUAGUUUGUUCUGGCGGAAGGUAAUCUUAAAAAAGGGUGAU